Molecule: messenger RNA, 4106 nt
Organism: Siniperca chuatsi (mandarin fish)
Lineage: Eukaryota; Metazoa; Chordata; Actinopteri; Centrarchiformes; Sinipercidae
Exons: 10
Coding region: 1560-3500 (646 amino acids)
Molecular function (GO): protein binding
Source: RefSeq, a predicted model, not a curated record
UCUUCUAUACCUUUGAUUGGUUGGUUUCUCUACUGCACUUGUAUUUCCUUUGUUGCAUUUGGGGCAACUUACAAUUUAUUACUGCACUGCAACUGUAUUUUGUUUCAUUUUAUCUACUUUUUAAAAUUUCACUUAUUCUAUUCUAUUGACUUUAUCCUGGGUUUUUUUCUUAUUGUUUUGAAUGUCAUUCUAAUGCUUUUCUUUUCCUAUGUAAAGCACUUUGAAUUGCCUAUGUGUUUGAAAUGUGCCAUAUAAAUAAAGCUGCCUUGCAUGCAGUUUAAUUCAGUAUUGUAUAUAGUGCAUCGUUAAAUUAUCAGAUAUACCUGUGCAGUUGAAAUUAUUGUGUACAGUCAAUAGGUUCUCACCAUGAAUCACUACAUGUCAGCAGAACAGCCCUUGCAACACACACGCCUUUUGUGAAAUGCACUUCUGCAUUUGAAGUAUUCCUGUGAACACUGUUAACAUGAGGCACACACAUUUCUAAAGAUGUUCUUGCAUAAUUAAGUUUACUAAUAAUUAAUUAAUUAAUAAUCCAUGUGAACACACGCGCGCGCACGCGCACACACACACACACACACACACACACACACACAGUGAACUGUCUGGAUGUAGUUUGAGGUGUUAAUUGUCACAGUCCCAGGGAAUAACUAAAAUAUUUCCUGUCAUGGUUCAAGGUGAUUUUGAACUUUGGGACAGUAGAUAAUAACAUGACAUCAUGACAAAGAUACUUAUUUUUCCUCAUGUGCACAUAAGAAAACAAGGAAACACCCAACUCAAACAGCACAGACUGACAAACCUGACAGACAAACAUGGUAAUUUGUCAGACUGACAUUUUAAUUAUCACAGCACCAGCGGACACGAAAGUAGGCCUACGAGCUACAUCAGGAACUUUCAAAAUAAUUCUUGUAAAUGUCUUGUAAAGCUGCUGAGGACAGCCAGUGUGCCACACACACAGUAAAACAGGAGCUGUUAACUGAGCUCAAUAAUGUGCAGCAGCGAAAAAUCACAAGAAAACUAAUGGUGUUUUGUGUUUUUUAGUGAUGUAGACUGCACCAUCUGCCUGGAUUACCCUAGGGCUCUCUUUGCAUCAGGCUUACCCUCUGUCUCUCUCUCUGCAUACCAGAUAACAACUGAACAUGAAAUAUUAUCUAUUAGAUGGAAAUGAAGUUGACAGAAAAGUGUCAGAAAAGUGGGCAAUGCCACUAAAUAUCCUUCAGUUAAGUAUAAGUGCACCUUUAAAUAUGGAUUCUUCCACCACUUUUAAGUUAACAAAUUCUUAAUAUAUUUCGGCAUUUGUUUUGCUCCAUUUACAAUAUUUAACUAAAAUCGGUCGGCUGAAGUGCGUACGUGCCCUCUUUCUACUCUAUGAGGAAAAGAGAGUGGGACUGACUUCCCCUGAAUCGGUGGCGCAACAUUUCCAGUUAACAGCUUUCCAUAUCAGGAAGACUGAGACUCUGGCGUAAGCACGCAGUGAACUACCUUCAUUUGCCCACAAAUUGGAUCGCAACUGCGUUGGAUUGUUGUGGUCGAAGGAAAUACGUGGAGUAAAUCGGUUCAUCAUGGAGUUAAAGAGGCGAGUUGGCGAUAGGAUGUCUUUUGCCAUCCUUAUUUUUGGACAUAUUGCGACUGCAAUAGCUCUCCCUGUCUCUGGAGAUAAUAAUAAAACAGGCCACAAUCUUGACUGUACCAACGACUACGACGCCUCGAUGUUUUGCCACUUUGAAGCGCAAAACUGCACUGAAUAUAAUCUGACUCUCCAGAGAAAAGACAUGAUUGGGGCCCCCGUAGUUGAGCACUGCAUUUUGAAGCAGUGUGACAUUGGAUGGUGUUGUUGCUCUGUCCAAAUGAUACUAGUUUUAGGGGAGACUCAUUCAGCAACAGUUUGGAAAGGAGGUGAAAGCACAGAGUCCAAAAUCAUCAGCGUCAGAGACAGCAUAAAGCCCAGAACCCCAACAAUAAUCGCGGUAAAUGAAUCCAACGGGAAUUUUCAAGUCAUGUGGAAGAAAAACAUGGAGGGCUAUUUCAGUGAGACGUUGACUGCUCGUGUGACUUACCAUAAAAAAAGAGACACAAAAAUGGUAACUGAAUUUUUCAAACCAAGUACAGUUAAUGGACUGAGUUACUAUGAAAUACUUGGUCGACACUUGGAGCCAAGUACAACUUAUGUGGUCAGCGUGGAAAGCUACACAGAUUGGAGUGACCGCUACAGUGAUCGUAGUGAAGAGUGGGAAUUCACAACCCCUGUGCCUCCUAAUGCCCUGCUCUUGGCUAUCAUCAUCAGCCUCAGUAUUGCUGCAGUCAUCAUCAGCGGUGCUAUUUAUGGCUGUUAUGUAAAGUUAAAAACAAAGUGGUGGGACACAGUUGCCAAAUGUCCAAAUCCAAAACUUCUUAUUAUGCAUCCAAGCGAGCAAGAGGUCUUGAAGCCUCUGCCACCCAUCAUCUCCUCUAUCUGUGUUGUCCCCUUUGUUCCAGAUGACAGCAAACCAUGGUUGAAGGAGUCACUGAGAGACACUAGCAGCGGGAGCCUUCAGCAAAGCAGUGGAAUCAAUACUGGCUCCUCUUGUCUCAGUUAUGCUAACACAGAACCGGCUGACAUUAUAGCCGGUGUUCAGGAUGCCCUUCAUAAAGCCUUCGCCAAUAUCAGCCCGAUAUCGCCAUUGACCACCAAUCCACUUACAGAAUUAAACAAAGACAGUGGUUUAUUCUCCGCUUCCUACAACCCUUGUGGUGUCAGAGUUGAUGCCUUGAGUUCUGGAUCAUCUGGCUUUGACAAUAAAACCUAUUCCAUCCUCAUUCCAAGCUGUCCACAUGAGAUUAUGACAGACAGCUCCGAGGUUCAGUCGCAGGCUGAAAUGCUUUGGGACUCUGCAUACCAUCCUAGUGAGGGUGACAUUGUGACAUUCUGUCCUGACCAACAGGUACCAGCUUGCCUGCUUGUUAAUUUACCACCAGUGGCUUCAUCACUUAUGCCAACAGACAUGCCAUAUCAGCAGUGCAAUGCAGAUUUGGGGAGAUUUUCAUCUGCAGAAGACUCCAGUUUGUCCUCCAUCUCUAGCGGAACCAACACAACUGUGUCAUUGGAUCCUGUGUCCGGAGUUGAAGGCUUUGAUGAGGUGGUCAUUGGUGCCACAAAGCUAAAAACUGGAAAAACUGAGGCCAUCAUAUGUGAUGAAAAUCCCUGCUAUGGCUGUGUGCCUGCAGGCUCACACAGCUUUCCUCCAGUGGAUGAUGACUACCAGGCAUUUCAAAAUCUAGUGGAGCAGCCUGAUCUUUUGUUUUCAGAGAAGAGAAGCAUUGAGAAAGAGGAACAUUUGAGCACAUAUCCAGAGGAAUCAUCGACCAAGAUGCUUCAAGGCUUCUUAGGCCCAGUUGUUCCAAGUUCCUUUAACAACAGCCAGGGUGGCCAGUGUCUGUCUGAGCUCCAAAGACCUUUUCUCUCUUUGAUCUCUGCUGACCAGUCUCUGCCAGUAAUCACUGACAGCGGCUAUCAGAGUGUGUAGCGCUGAAUUUUCAUGCAUGCAUUUUAUUUAUUUAUUUUUUUUUUUUUGCUAUUUUUGCAUCUUUGAAUUGAAAUUUAGAAGAUGAGGGAGAGGAUGAUAUAACAGACUGUGGUGUUCAUGUCUAUCACAUGACUUGAGUGUCAAAGUUCAGUGAAUGUGGAUGCAGCAGCAAAAAAAUCUCACCUCCAAAGUCUCUGAUCUUUCCAUCAUACCAUAUGAUCUUCAUCAGCAGAUGGAAUUUGCCCUUGUUGUCAUUAUGACAUUUCAGAUUUUGUUCCUACAUUUCCAAGACAUCUGCCAGUGCAGAUUUGAGUUGACAGUUUUUUCUCGUGCCUGUUUUUAAAUGCUGUAGUGAUUCAAAUUCAUCAUAUCUUUGCACCUUAAGAACAGUUAAUUUGUUUAACUGUGCAUGACUGUUGUUGAUGUGAAACCUCCAUAAAAGUUUGUACAUAAAAACAUUCAUGUAAGAUUUGUCAAACAGAAUGCAAAGUUUUCAAUGUGCGCUUGCUACAAAUGCUUGAACCAAACAGCUGAUGUCUCUGUAUCUCUCAUUUCAUAUUCAACUGAGGUCAUUUGUCACAUUCAUUAAAUGUUGUAUAAAGCUAA